UAAACGCAACUAGUCACAACCAAAGUGAAUGGUACUUACACGAUAAACACAACCGAUGAAGACUGUUGGAUUUGGUGAAUUACAAAGAAUAAUUUAAAGUAAACUAAUACAAAAAAAAAAAAAAAAACAAGUAAGAAUAGUAAUAUUGUCGAACGAAUCAGAAAUCGAAAACGCGUGGAUUUGAAUAUAGGAUUAUUAUAAAAUAAGUGGCUUGACAACCAUUAGCCAUUUACGGUGACGGUUGUUUGCAGUAAAUAUGUGUAGCUGCAGAGCGGCAAAGAAUAAACAGUAACAGAGCAAACUAGCUUAUAAAAACGGUUAUGCCGAGUGUAAAGUUAAGCUUUAUUGUACAAAAACUAAAAACAGGUUGCUCAUAAACUGAAUGUGCAUAUUACGAACAUAAACGCAAGCGAGUACCAGAAGAAAAAUUCAAUACCGCGCAAACAGCUUGAACGAAACGACGUAAAAAACGACAUUCCAUUGAAAGGGAAAACAGUUAAUAGUUAAAUAUUACAAAAGCACUGAAAAAAGUGACUGACAUAAUGGCAAGACAUACCUUAGUUUGCCAUAUGCUAACUUGCGCGUUGGCAGCACUACUACUUUUUGGCGCACCUGCCAAGGGAGCGCCAAUGGGUGAAGCAGCAAUAACUGCGGAAGGAACCAGCAACAAGAGUGGCGCUUUAGAAAUUGGCAAAAUCGAAUAUGAUUUUUUCAACACAAUACACACUGAAUUUCCUUCCACAGACUCUCAGCCGUAUACUAGCCCCAAAGUAGAAACAGAAGCCGAAAUGGCUACCACUUUAUUGCCCAUGACUAUGGAGGAAAUGGCUUUAGCUGAAAUAGCAGUGGUUGUAGCAAAGUUGGCAACAACAGCUGCGGCUGAGUUGGAGGGCCGCGAUCAAGUUGAAGAAGGGUACAGGGAGCAGAUAAGUAGGAGAGCUAAAAAAGAUAGACAACAAGAUUUCGCGCGUGAACUUACUAACGUGGGUGCGUCAGUGGAAGACGUGACAGUUGACGAUAGAGGUUUUGUUGUUGCAACAACAUUUAGGACAAGUUUUCCCCAUCAAAUUGAUACCACAACAACUACUACACCAAUGUCACCCACAACAUCAACAGCGAUAGCCUCUUCGAUAACAACUGAAAGUCCGGCAAUUUUAGGUGAAUUGGUGAGAGCAGCCGUAGCGGCAAAUGAGAUUUUAGCAGCUGCUUUAAACGUCGCAACAAUGGCAGUCCCAAAUAUUAACAUCACAACCCCAACAACUAAGGUUGAUGUAGCUAACUUGGCAACCAUCACAGCUGUUGCUAAUCAUGCGCAAGUAAAUGACAGUGAGGUGUUGUUGGAAACUACUGAAAUGAAUGCAUGGCAACAUAACAAUGUUGAGAACAUUGAAGUAACCAGUGCGAUACCGGAUUAUACAAUUUUACCACAGGGGAAGAAAAAUGAAGCAUUGGAGAAUAAUGCAGAAUAUGAAGCAAUCAUUUCAGCUGAGGCCAAUGAGGAAAAUUUGGCUGCUAAAGAAUUAGAGAGAAUACGACUGCACCAGACAACAACACCGGUUGACAUCCAAGAAACGACAACCGAAUCCACAACAAUAUCAGCAGAGGAAGAAACUACAAAUUUGUGCAAUAUGGAUAGUGUGCUAUCACCAAGCCGUAAUUUAACCGAUAUGGACCAUGAAGUUUCCGAAUCAAUGAUUAUUGAAAAAAGAAAGGAGUCUCAACAAUCUUUGGCCUUACCGCCAACAAGCAGUGAUAAAAACUUUGAAAAUGCAACUCCAGGCGGCACAAAUUUAGUAAUAAACACCACCGACAAUAUAGCGACACAAACAGAACCUGUCGCAGAGGCAACAACUUUUGUAGCACCAUUAACCAAAGAAAAGAUUAAUGAAACUACAGAAACUGAAGACCUGCAGCAAGUGCAAAGAGACGACCCUUUGCGCGAAAGUGGAGAGAAUGCGUCUGAACUUGCAGUUAGGACGACGACUACUGAAUCAUUGGAAACUCUUAUUGCCGUAGAAAGCGAAGCGAGGUUACCAAAUAAAAUUGAUCUCCCAUCUGAAAAAGAGUCGUUAGAAACUGUAACUACAACAUCCGAACUCGCAACAAUUGAGGAUAGCAGUUCUAAUAAACUAUCAAUUACUUCCGAAUCUAUUUGGUCAACAAAUGAAACUACAACAAUAACGACUGUUGAAAAUAUUACAACUGAGACAGCAACAAAUCAACAAAUUACUUAUACAACAAUAGCGCCAAUACAAGUAAUUACAACAAGAGGAGCACUGGAGGAGGACACGAUAACUACAGAGUCGCCAGGCGGCAAAACAAAUAUAUUAAAAAUGUAUAACGUUGCAGUUACUGAACGAGGUAAAAUGUUAAAGGAUGAUAUACAACAAACGACAAUAUCAUAUAGUCCAACAUACACUUCAAACAGCAUAACAGAGACAUCUCAGACAGAGCAUCCAGCAUUAGAAACAACAACAGUCUCUGCGGAAGAGUUGUUUACAUCAUUCGAUAAAGAGGAGAAAACUACGCAAAACUCACUAGUGAAUUUAGAGAUCACCACAAAAUUCAUUGAAGAAGAAAUUACUAGAACAGUAAUACCGUUGGAAGAAAACAUCUCCACACAAAGAGAAAUAUCUCCUGCAGAAGCAAGUACAAUUCAAGCUAAUUUUGAAGUGUUUCCUAAUACUCAACCCACGGAAAUGUCACAGCAAAUAUCAACAGAAGACAUAAUGAUCUUAAACAAUAAUCCGGAAACCACAACUUCAGCAAAACAACCGUCAGAAUUGGAUGACCCAAAAAGAUUUACGUCCGCUGAGAUACGGAAAACACUUUUAGCUACUGCUGAAAAAGAGCUAAGCACUAACAAAACGGAAAAUAAGCUGGAUUCGAAGAAUGUAGCUGAAUCAGAAGCGAGCACAGCCACGACGACAAUGGCUGCAAUUGAAGAGCAGACGCCCCAUACGAGCACAGUAAAAGAGCAGCUGCAGCAGCAAAACGUGGUAAACGAGAGUGACAGCGCAACAAUUACCACGAACACUGCCGCAACAACUGAAGAAAGUUCAAUAGAAAACGUGGAUGUUGCAACCACUACAAACACAGCAGAUGUAAUACCAACAACAACAAAUGUAACCACCAGCACCAAAACAACAACAACUACCUUGUCGCCAAUGAGUCUAAUUGUAGCCGAGCAUGAAGCGCGUUCCCUCGACAAGACGCCACCGCGGGUUAGUCGGAUUGUCAAUGAAGAUGGUGUCGAGGUGUUGACUGGCUACUCUAUAGUACAUCAGAUGCACGCAGGGGCCUUGGCGGCAUUGGUCGCGGCCGGUGCGUAAUCAAAUGAUAUGAAGAAGCUAACACCUGAUCGCGUGAGAGUCUAGAACUGAACUUUUUUCUUACCUACUAAGCAAGUAAAUUUGGAAAAGUCUCACUCAAAUUUUUAAAUAUAGAAGCAUGUAUCAUUAACACAAAAACAACAACAACGAUUAAAUUACAUACAUAUAUCCGGUUGUGGUGGAAUCUCUGGUAUGCCAUAACAGAGUUAUUUUGUUUUCAUGAGCUAUACAUAAUGUAUGUAUAUAUGUAUAUGAAGCAAAGCUAUUUUAGGAUAAGUUUUUUUGCCAAAUGUGAUACUGAAAAAUGGAACUACAUAUGUAUGUAUAUGCCACUCAUGCCUGCACAUGCAUGUAUUAUAUAUGCAGUUGUUUUUGUCGUUAUUGCUGUCAU
Messenger RNA from Bactrocera latifrons, 3723 nucleotides. RefSeq names its product mucin-3A-like. The record is from RefSeq and is a predicted model, not a curated record. The transcript has 2 exons. NCBI's taxonomy places the organism in Eukaryota, Metazoa, Arthropoda, Insecta, Diptera, Tephritidae. Bases 543 to 3332 code for a protein of 929 amino acids.